ACACAGACUCUCUCUCUCUCUCUCUCUUUUUUAACCCAAUUCAAUAUUCAUUGUCCCUUUCUGAACAUCUUGAAAUUAUCAUCAUCAUCAUCUCUCUUUCUCUCUCUCUCGCCUUUCACUCUCUCCGCCCCCCUCUCUGUCCAUCCUUCCAAGUAGCAACCGACUUAUAUUCAAAUCCUCCAUAAUAGUGCACAGGAAAAAACUCAAUAAAGCUCCAACAAAAACCUCUGUAAAUAGGCCCCAUCUCUGCACUCUCAUCUCUUCGCAACUCAUAAAUCCAAAAUCCCUUUUUGUUUUUUUCCCUCUUUCCCCCUUUUUAAGCUUUCCCCCCCUAUGCUUUAUUCCCAACCCUCUCUCUCUUUCUCUCUCUCUCCUCUGUCGACAAAUUUCCCAGAAGAAUUCCAAAGCCCACUAGUUUCACAUUCUCUAUAAAUUGAGCAACACCCAUCAUCUCUCUCAAGUCUCAGUACCAAAAGAAAAAGAAAUGAAAGAGUAUUGGACCUCUUUGGCCUCCCUUCUGGGAGUUUUGGCCUUCUGCCAAACGCUCCUGCAAGUGGUAUUCCCGCCGGAGCUCCGGUUCGCCACUUUCAAGCUCUUAAACCGGAUCUCCAACUGGUUCUCCUCCUACUGCUACUUCGACAUCACGGAGAUCGACGGCGUCAACACCAACGAGCUCUACAACGCCGUCCAGCUCUAUCUGAGCUCCUCCCUCUCCAUCACAGGCAGCCGUCUCAGCCUCACCCGCGCGCUCAACUCCAGCGCCAUCACCUUUGGCCUCUCCAACAAUGACUGCAUCGUCGACUCCUACAACGGCGUCACCGUCAUCUGGGAACACAUCGUCACCCAGAGGCAAUCCCAGACUUUCUCGUGGCGCCCUCUACCGGAAGAAAAACGAGGCUUCACUCUCCGAAUCAAGAAGCGCGACAAAAAGCUGAUUCUCGAUUCGUAUUUGGAUUACAUAAUGGAAAAGGCCAACGAAAUGCGGAGAAAGAACCAAGACCGCCUUCUCUACACGAACUCAAGAGGCGGAUCCUUGGACUCCAGAGGACAUCCAUGGGAGUCCGUACCGUUUAAGCAUCCGAGCACAUUUGAGACGUUAGCCAUGGACCCCGUCAAGAAGGACGAGAUCCUGAAGGAUCUCGUGGAUUUCGCCAACGGUCAAGGAUUCUACCAGAAAACCGGCCGGGCCUGGAAGAGAGGGUACCUGCUAUAUGGGCCUCCGGGGACCGGAAAAUCAAGCAUGAUCGCUGCCAUGGCAAACUAUCUCGGUUACGAUAUAUACGACCUGGAGCUGACGGAGGUGCACACAAAUUCGGAGCUGAGGAAGCUGCUGAUGAAGACGAGCUCCAAGUCUAUAAUUGUCAUUGAAGACAUUGAUUGUUCUCUGAAUUUGACCAACAGGAAGAACAGUAGUAAUACUUACUACGACGUGGGUGAAAUGCGAGGUGGGUGUGUCUCCGGCGAGGACGGCGCCGGCGGGAACAAUACGAUAACGCUUUCCGGGUUGUUAAAUUUUACAGACGGGUUAUGGUCGUGCUGCGGGAGCGAGAGGAUUUUCGUGUUCACCACGAACCACAUUGAGAAGCUGGAUCCGGCAUUGCUGAGGAGCGGGAGGAUGGAUAUGCAUAUAUACAUGAGCUACUGUUCGUUCCCGGCGUUGAAGAUUCUGCUGAAGAAUUACCUGGGGAUCGAUGAGGAUGAUUUGGAUGGCGCGGUGUUGAAGGAGUUGGAGGACGUCGUUGACAAGGCGGAGAUGACGCCAGCGGAUGUCAGCGAGGUGCUGAUAAAAAACCGGAGGGAUAAAGAGAAGGCGGCGAGGGAGUUGUUGGAUGCGUUGAAGGUGAGGGCGGAGAGGCGUGCGAAGAAUGCGGAUGAAGUGGAAGAGGAGGAGCAGGAGAAGCGGGCAUUGGAGAGCCCCAAGCAAGGCUGUGAGUUUCCGGAGGAGGAGAGUUGUAAGGAAGGAAAAGGAAACGACGAGAAAGAUGAUAGUACGAUAGAGAAAUGAGAAGGUUUUAGGGUUUUUUUUUUUCCUUUUUUUUUUUUUUUUUUUAUUAUUGCCCUUUGUGUUAUUUAUGGUGCAGAAAGUUUAGAGCUUGAAAUGAUUUUGGUGAGCUUCUGAGUGAAGAGGAGAACUAUAGUCUAUAGGGAAAAACUUGGCAUCCAAUUUAAACAUGUUUUUAUAUAAAUAUAUAUAAUAUAUUUGUGUUGUUUU
Molecule: messenger RNA, 2212 nt
Organism: Corylus avellana
Lineage: Eukaryota; Viridiplantae; Streptophyta; Magnoliopsida; Fagales; Betulaceae
Product: AAA-ATPase At5g57480-like
Molecular function (GO): ATP binding; ATP hydrolysis activity
Source: RefSeq, a predicted model, not a curated record